Molecule: messenger RNA, 552 nt
Organism: Penicillium alfredii
Lineage: Eukaryota; Fungi; Ascomycota; Eurotiomycetes; Eurotiales; Aspergillaceae
Exons: 2
Coding region: 1-552 (183 amino acids)
Source: RefSeq, a predicted model, not a curated record
AUGGCGCGAGGAGGUGAAGAAAUCCAAAUUCACGGGAAAAAGCGCCCUGCCGAAGGGGACCCCGAUGGCACGCAACCACUCGCAAAACGAUUCGGAUGUCUUCAAAUAGAUAAUCAUGGCCCAAUCCUCGCUCGGGCCACGCACGACAAUCGCCAACUCCUCGAACAGGGAGAUGCGAUGCUGCUGGACGAUACAAAGCAUACUACGUAUAUUCACAAUUUGGACCAAGAGCUAGCCAACACUGAUACUCCCGAGGAUAAUCUUAUUCUCCUGCCCCUCGCAGAGAGAAUUAUCUCGGUUCCAAAAUCGGUCCUGUCAAAUUCAACGUCCCCGGGGAAAGAAUUGGUGCUGUGCACGGAGCCUUCUUCUCUGACGGUGCCUGUGGAGCAAGACAGUGUGCGGAAAGCGAUCAUCGACACAAAGGCACGAGCUAGGGCCGAGAGGAUGAGGACCUCCAAUCCAACCGGUAGCAACCCAGCUCCAGGCAAGGAUACCUCUGAGACAACUGAGUCUGGCAGCGAGGAUCCAAUGGACCUUGACUAUGGGUUCUAA